AUGGACCGUUCUCAAAGGAAAAGUAAGUCGGAAGAAGACAGCAGUGCGUACAAACACAGCGUCGCAAGUGGCUAUGAAGUAAGGCCGAACAAGCGAUACUACGACUACGGCUUCGGCGCACCAAACAACUAUUAUGGUAGACUUUUCUACAAUCAGGGAUAUCCUGGAGGAUUCUACAAUCAAGGAUUACCUGGAAGAGACUACAAUCAGAGACCUUAUCGUGCCACCACGGGUGCCGCCACAGGUGCUUCCACGGCUACUGGACAAAGCAGUGACGGUGGAAAAGUAACACAAGACAGUCGAGGAGCAGGCUCUGCGAAUAGCAGUGGGGCUGGCAACAAAUCUUCCGCCGCGGCUCAUGCUACUGCUCACACCGAGAAUACCUACCCGACUGGACAAAGCAGCGACGGUGGAAAAGUAACACAAGGCAGUCAAGGAGAAGGCUCUGCGAAUAGCAGUGGGACUGGAAACAAAUCUUCCGCCGCGGCUCAUGCUACCGCGCACAACACGGCUACCUACCCGACUGGACAAAGCAGCGAUCGUAGAAAAGUAAUACAAUGCAGUCGAGGAGCAGGCUCUGCGAAUAGCAAAGGGGCUGGCAACAAAUCUUCCGCGGCGGCUCAUACUACCGCUCACACCUCGAAUACCAACCCGACUGGACAAAUCAGCGACGGUGGAAAAGUAACACAAGACAGUCGAGGAGCAGGCUCUGCGACUAGCAGUGGGGCUGGCAUCAAUUCUUCCGCCGCAGCUCAUGCUACUGCUCACACCGCGAAUACCUACCCGACUGGACAAAGCAGCGACGGUGGAAAAGUAACACAAGGCAGUCAAGGAGCAGGCUCUGCGACUAGCAGUAGGGAUGGCAACAAAUCUUCCGCCGCGGCUCAUUCUACUGCUCACACCGCGAAUACCUACCCGACUGGACGAAGCAGCGACGGUGGAAAAGUAACACAAGGCAGUCAAGCAGCAGGCUCUGCGAAUAGCAGUGGGGCUGGCAACAAAUCUUCCGCGGCGGCUCAUACUACCGCUCACACCUCGAAUACCAACCCGACUGGACAAAGCAGCGACGGUGGAAAAGUAACACUAGACAGUCGAGGAGCAGGCUCUGCGACUAGCAGUGGGAAUGGCAACAAAUCUUCCGCCGCAGCUCAUGCUACUGCUCACAACGCGAAUACCUACCCGACUGGACAAAGCAGCGACGGUGGAAAAGUAACACAAGGCAGUCAAGGAGCAGGCUUUGCGACUAGCAGUGGGGCUGGCAACAAGUCUUCCGCCGCGGCUCAUGCUACUGCUCACAACACGAAUACCUACCCGACUGGACAAAGCAGCGACGGUGACGCACGCGUUGGUAGGCAGGUCCGGUUUCCAGCAGCGUUAUUCAAGGAGCAGGCUUUGCGACUAGCAGUGGGGCUGGCAACAAGUCUUCCGCCGCGGCUCAUGCUACUUGCUCACAACACGAAUACCUACCCGACUGGACAAAGCAGCGACGGUGGAAAAGUAACACAAGGCAGUCAAAGAGCAGGCUCUGCGACUAGCAGUGGGGCUGGCAACAAGUCUUCCGCCGCGGCUUAUGCUACUGCUCACAACGCGAAUACCUAUCCGACUGGACAAAGCAGCGACGGUGGAAAAGUAACACAAUGCAGUCAAGGAGCAGGCUCUGCGACUAGCAGUGGGGAUGGCAACAAAUCUUCCGCCGCGGCUCAUUCUACUGCUCACACCGCGAAUAUCUACCCGACUGGACGAAGCAGCGACGGUGGAAAAUUAACACAAGGCAGUCAAGCAGCAGGCCCUGCGACUAGCAGUGGGGCUGGCAACAAGUCUUCCGCCGUGGCUCAUGCUACUGCUCACAACGCGAAUACCUACCCGACUGGACAAAGCAGCGAUCGUAGAAAAGUAACACAAUGCAUUCGAGGAGCAGGCUCUGCGAAUAGCAAAGGGGCUGGCAACAAAUCUUCCGCCGCGGCUCAUGCUACCGCUCAGAAUGCAGCUACCUACCCGACUGGAGAAAGCAGCGACGGUGGAAAAGUAACACAAGGCAGUCAAGGAGCAGGUUCUGCGACUAGCAGUGCGGCUGGCAUCAAUUCUUCCGCCGCAGCUCAUGCUAUUGCUCACACCGCGAAUACCUACCCGACUGGACAAAGCAGCGACGGUGGAAAAGUAACACAAGGCAGUCAAGCAGCAGGCUCUGCGACUAGCAGUGGGGCUGGCAACAAAUCUUCCGCCGCGGCUCAAGCUACCGCUCACAAUGCGGCUACCUACCCGACUGGACAAAGCAGCGACGGUGGAAAAGUAACACAAAGAAGUCAAGGGACAGGCUGCGGGACUAGCACUGUGGCUGGUACUGAAUCUGCUGGCACUGGGACCAGCCCUGUGGCUGACGCUGUUACUGGCACCGCAUUUUCCGGAGCUGGUCAAGGCGAUCAGAUUUCAGGAAUUUCGGUUGAUCCUUUUCCGGGAGUCAAGGGGAAGUUUUGCAUUUGCGGAUAUGGUACUCAAUUCUUGAAUGCAAUUCCAAAAUACAUGUUAAACUCAUAA
Messenger RNA from Parnassius apollo (apollo), 2535 nucleotides. The record is from the annotation of a GenBank genome assembly. NCBI's taxonomy places the organism in Eukaryota, Metazoa, Arthropoda, Insecta, Lepidoptera, Papilionidae.